Anopheles nili is the source of this 1256-nucleotide messenger RNA. RefSeq names its product death-associated protein 1. NCBI's taxonomy places the organism in Eukaryota, Metazoa, Arthropoda, Insecta, Diptera, Culicidae. Bases 341 to 637 code for a protein of 98 amino acids. The transcript has 4 exons. Gene Ontology annotation, molecular function: death domain binding. Gene Ontology annotation, biological process: apoptotic signaling pathway; cellular response to amino acid starvation; negative regulation of autophagy. The record is from RefSeq and is a predicted model, not a curated record.
CAGAAAUGCAUAUGUAUUAGCUGUGUAUCCAGUUAUACGCAGCAUUCAGCAUUUUUAUAUGUUGUAAUGACAUAAUUCUUUAAUAAUUCAUCAUAUUACUAUCAUAUUAGCUUUGGUAGCAUCUUAUAUCAACAGGUAUACAAACGCCAUUAGUACUUACUUCUUCCCUACAAUCGUGAACGUUGUUUUGUUGGCGUAUUUUUCGGGCAUCGAGAUAAGAGAUAAGCUUUACAUGUGGUAUUGGCCAUCGUAAGCAGGUGUUUUAGAAACAUUUCAACGACAUCAAGUCGAUCACGCAGUACAACAGAAAGUACACGUUGCAAACCCUCUAAAACGAACGAUGGCUGAUGAAGACAAAGGAUUGGUUGCAGGUCAUCCUCCAGCGGUGAAGGCUGGUGGUAUGCGCAUUGUGCAACAUAAAACCCCGAACCCUGAGCGACCAGCCAAGGAUCCAGUUGAGGUCAUCGGGCUUUCGAAUCCUGCCCCCAACGUAAACACUGGUGAAGUGGUCCAGUCGGCAACAAGUACCAAGCAUACCGACCAUUCCGUUGAGGCUUCACAGGUGGCCCAUGCCCAGAAACCACCGGCUGCCAUACACAACAAACCAGUGAACCACAUCCAACAGCCUCGGAAGUGAAUAAUGUCUCUAAAUGCAAUUUAUUGGUGCGUGAAGAAAAGGAGAAAGAAGAGAUAAAGUGCAAACAUACGCCAUGGAAUUUUGGGAUGCAGAAACAAUGACCAUAUUACGGAAUGGCCGAGCGUAUAAAAUCAAUGCUGAUUGCAAUGUUCCCAUGCUUUCAAAGUCGUUGCGAUGCAUGAAGAGAUAGCCUUAUAUAUAAUCAAUGUCGCGCAGGGCUUUUGCUUUCUUCUCAGUAAUUUGAUAUAUUUGUUCCAUUCUUAUGUUGCCUAGUGCGCAAUUUUUUCUUCACUUAUUUUACAAAGCUGUUCCAUUCAAUGGAGUGCUUUAUUUUUUAUAUGGUUUUGGUCUUUAAUUAUAAUAAUAUUUCAUAAUCAAGUUGUAACAACAAUGUACGAAAAAUACUGCAGUAUAUUUUGCUAAAUUAACUGUGUACUGUAGCUGAUAACAUCGAUAACUGUUGAGCGGAUGGAAAAUGAAUUUUAGAAAAGAUUUUUGUCAUAAUAAACACUUGUUGUAAACGGGAGGGUGUCAUGAAGUUUGCGAGCACAGAAAUGCAAGUAUAUGCCGCGAUAUGGUGCUGCACCGAAUUCUAAGCAGUCAAUAAAGCUAUAAAACG